CGUCGAAUCUCGAAGCCGAUAAACCUUAACAUGUCCACGACAGACGAUAUUUCUGCCGGUAAUGUCUCGACUAUUCCUGGGAGCUUUCUCAUAAGCAAACUGGGGAUAGAGGAUAUUAUCAUGCCUCUGAUUAGUAGAGUACACGGCAACCCAUUUAUACGAACUUUGAUUCUUAUCAACCAAAGCCUCGGCGCCUACCUUCCCACGGCACUUGUCACUGCAACAAGCUUUGUUUGGGUCACUUACCACCUGACACGUCAGUUUUUUUCGUUCGUGUGGCAUCUCACGCUUGAGUAUAUAAUAUCGACAAUCUCCGUGUCCAGCGAUGAUGAAAUCUUUGAACAUGUUAUGGUUUGGCUGGCCGCCCAGCCCCGGACCGUGAGGUCGAGGCGGCUGAUAGCCGAAACGGCUUUCCAGUCCGUGUGGGAAGACGGCACGCGACAGGUAGAUCUAGCAACAAUUUCCGAGAACGGCAAUGAGUACUUGAACUUUUCACAACAAAAGUCAACCACGCCAAUCCGUUAUACCCCCUCCCCUGGUCCCCACAUCUUCUCAUUCCAGGGCAAGCAUUUUAGUAUUAACCGGCAGCAAAGAUCCGUAAUGGACAACAGCAAUACAGAAUCUGAGGCUGUCACUAUCAGGGAAAAAGAGACCUUGAUUAUUUCCACCUUUGGACUUUCCCCAGAGCCUAUUAAGCAGUUUUUAGCCCACGCCCGGAAGCAUUACCACAAGGACCACGGCGACAAAACGCUCAUAAUGCGGCCCAAUAGCCUCCCACAACGUCGAUUCCACGAUCGUGCGUGGAGAGAGGUCGCGAAACGUCCAGUUCGUCCCAUAAGCACUAUCGUGCUCGACCAGGAGCAGAAGAGGGCCGUGCUUUCAGAUAUGAACGAGUACCUUCAGCCCAAGACGGAACGCUGGUAUUCGAACCGAGGCAUUCCUUUGCGCAGGGGUUAUUUAUUCCACGGCGCUCCGGGCACGGGCAAAACGUCAUUUUCCUUUGCGUUGGCCGGUGUUUUCGGGCUUGAAAUAUAUGUUAUCAGCCUUAUAGAGCCGCAGCUGAGCGAUGAGGAUCUAUCCACCCUAUUUAACAGCCUGCCGAAAAGAUGCAUCGUUCUGUUGGAGGACAUCGACACAGCCGGAAUGAGUAGAGCCGAGGAUGAGGUUAGAACAGAAACCAAGACAGAUGGACCCGGCGAGUGGAAGGUUGCAGACCUGGCUCGCGCCCUUAAGGUCGGCAGGGGACAUGGAGACGAUCAAAAAGGUAUCUCCAUGUCAGGCCUGCUUAACGCCAUAGACGGCGUGGCAGCGCAUGAGGGUCGCAUACUUAUCAUGACUACCAACAAGCCCGAAAUUUUCGAUGAAGCCCUUAUCCGCCCCGGUCGUGUCGACUUACAAGUGGCCUUUGGCAAUGCGACGCAACGGUAGGCCAGCGAGCUGUUCCAGCGCUUGUACAACACCGAAUAAAGCGUCAAAUCCUCGCAGUGUUUGAGUCAGCUCGACGUUACCGACAAAAAGGACGACCUGGAGACUUCCAUUACCGAUGCAGAUGAGUUUAUUGAAAUGGCAGCCAAGUUUGGUUCCAAGAUCGUUUCAGACCAGAUGUCACCUGCCGAGAUCCAGGGCUUUCUGCUUAAGAGGAAAACGUGCCCAGGCAAAGCUUUGCAAGAUGUUGAGGCCUGGGUCAAGACCUCGUUGGAUUACGAGGCAAGCAAAACGACUUCCGGUUGA
Molecule: messenger RNA, 1731 nt
Organism: Pyricularia pennisetigena
Lineage: Eukaryota; Fungi; Ascomycota; Sordariomycetes; Magnaporthales; Pyriculariaceae
Exons: 3
Biological process (GO): mitochondrial respiratory chain complex III assembly; protein insertion into mitochondrial inner membrane from matrix
Cellular component (GO): mitochondrial inner membrane
Molecular function (GO): ATP hydrolysis activity; ATP binding
Source: RefSeq, a predicted model, not a curated record